Messenger RNA from Galeopterus variegatus (Sunda flying lemur), 1642 nucleotides. Its product is annotated as nucleolar GTP-binding protein 1. Gene Ontology annotation, biological process: ribosomal large subunit biogenesis. Gene Ontology annotation, molecular function: RNA binding; GTPase activity; GTP binding. The annotation marks the transcript as partial. The transcript is spliced from 15 exons. The record is from RefSeq and is a predicted model, not a curated record. Gene Ontology annotation, cellular component: nucleolus. NCBI's taxonomy places the organism in Eukaryota, Metazoa, Chordata, Mammalia, Dermoptera, Cynocephalidae.
CUCUCCGCGUCCCGCGUGCGCCUCAGCCAGCAUGGCGCACUACAAUUUCAAGAAAAUCACGGUGGUGCCGUCCGCCAAGGACUUUAUUGAUCUAACAUUAUCGAAGACUCAACGGAAGACUCCAACAGUUAUUCAUAAACAUUACCAAAUUCAUCGAAUCAGACAUUUUUACAUGAGAAAAGUCAAAUUUACUCAACAGAAUUACCAUGACAGACUUUCACAGAUUCUAACGGAUUUCCCCAAAUUGGAUGAUAUCCACCCAUUUUAUGCCGAUUUAAUGAAUAUUCUCUAUGACAAGGAUCAUUACAAGUUGGCUCUAGGACAAAUAAAUAUUGCCAAAAAUCUAGUAGACAAUGUUGCGAAAGACUACGUGCGGCUUAUGAAAUAUGGGGACUCUCUGUACCGCUGCAAGCAGCUGAAGCGGGCUGCCCUGGGGCGGAUGUGCACUGUCAUCAAGAGACAGAAGCAGAGUCUGGAAUAUUUGGAACAAGUGCGCCAGCAUUUAUCCCGUUUGCCAACAAUUGAUCCAAAUACGAGGACUCUGCUUCUGUGUGGGUAUCCAAAUGUCGGGAAGUCCAGCUUCAUCAAUAAGGUGACACGAGCAGAUGUGGACGUGCAGCCCUACGCCUUUACGACCAAGUCGCUGUUUGUCGGGCACAUGGACUAUAAGUAUCUCCGUUGGCAGGUUGUAGACACUCCAGGAAUUCUGGACCACCCGCUGGAGGAUCGCAACACCAUCGAGAUGCAGGCCAUCACGGCCCUGGCCCACCUGCGUGCUGCCAUCCUAUAUGUGAUGGAUCUGUCUGAGCAGUGCGGGCACGGGCUGAAGGAGCAGCUGGAGCUCUUCCAGAACAUCAGGCCUCUCUUUACCAACAAGCCUCUUAUAGUUGUGGCUAACAAAUGUGAUGUCAAGAGGAUAGCUGAACUUUCUGAAGAUGAUCAGAAAGUGUUUACAGAUCUGCAGGCUGAAGGAUUCCCUGUAAUAGAGACCAGCACCCUGACUGAGGAAGGUGUUACUAAAGUUAAAGCAGAGGCCUGCGACAGGCUGUUGGCUUAUCGAGUGGAAACCAAGAUGAAGGGAAACAAAGUGAAUGAGGUGCUGAACCGCCUGCACCUUGCGGUGCCCAACAGGAGAGAUGACAAGGAGCGGCCCCCGUUCAUCCCAGAGGGAGUGGCAUCACGCAGGGAGAGGAUGGGGACUGAGGAGCCCAGGAGGAGGAAGAGGGAACGAGAUCUUGAGCUGGAAAUGGGAGAUGAUUACAUUUUGGAUCUUCAAAAGUACUGGGAUUUAAUGAAUUCAUCUGAAAAAUAUGAUAAAAUACCAGAGAUCUGGGAAGGCCAUAAUAUAGCUGAUUAUAUUGAUCCAGCCAUCAUGAAGAAACUGGAAGAGUUAGAAAAAGAAGAAGAGCUGAGAACAGCUGCUGGAGAGUAUGACAGUGAGUCUGAAAGCGAGGACGAGGAGAUGGUGGAAAUUCGACAGCUGGCGAAACAAAUUAGAGAGAAAAGGAAGUUGAAGAUUCUGCAGUCCAAAGAAAAGGACACACAGGGACCCAGGAUGCCUCGAACUGCUAAGAAGGUUCAGCGGACAGUUUUGGAGAGUGAGAUGCGUAGUCUUGGUGUUGACAUGGAUAAUAAAGACAAU